GGGGCAGCAGAGAAUGACAAAUAGCAUCGCAGACAUACGUUAACAUCGCGCGAAUAGCACCCGUUACCCGUAUGGCCUUCCAACAGCUGCUCCGGCCACAGCAUUUAUAAUAUCCUAGGCCGUCACGUCUCUCACUCUCUCUCGCGCGCGCUUCCACUCAGAGACGUAUGGUCAACAGCCAAUCCGCCACCGCACAUGCGCAGAUCCUAUCCUCUGAUUGUCGCCACUCUUACUCUUUUGUACCCCUAUAACGUUGACCAAUUUGCUCCACCCCCCCACCCCCGCGCCCCUUGUCGCUCGCACACUCAGUACGCGUUAUAAGCUACUUCUUUUGUCCUUACAUCACAGCCGCACCGCCACCUUCGUAGCACCGCCUCCGUAGCAGAUCGCGACAUAGGAUCGAAUCCGGGGUCGAACCGGGUUCAAUCUCGAACCGAAAUCACGACUGAAGGCAGGAGCAGGAGAAAGCAUCAAGCCUAGGGUUACUUCCGGUAAGCCUAGGGAUAACUGCGAGGCGUGUUUGUCAGACAGUCUCGAGUGAAGAGUGAAGAAGAAGAGUCCGCGAAGCGUCGUCGGCCAACACGCGGAGCGCGUCGUUCGCGGACGAGCCGCUCUCACGCCCCGCGUGUCCCUGAUUGGCGGGCGAGACACGUUGGCGGCGGCGGCGCCAUGUGGGCGGCGGUGAUCGCGGCGGUGGCGGCGUCGAGCGGCAACAACAUCGGAAAGGUGCUGCAGAAACAGGCCACCCGCAGCCUGCCGCGACUCACACUCGAAUCCAAGGUGGUAUGGACGUACCUGCUGAGCCCGCUGUGGGUGACGGGGCUCAUCAUCGACGUGGGGGGCGGGCUGCUCAUGCUGCAGGCUGUGGCCUCCGCGCCGGUGUCCAUAGUGCAGCCGGUGUCGACCUCAGGCCUGGCGCUGAUGGCGCUCUUCUCGCACGUGUAUUUGCACGAGCCCAUGCGCCUCGCCGACUGGACCGGCAUCCUGCUCUGCAUCCUCGGCACCGUCGCCGUGGGAGUGUCGUCUGAAAAUCCCCUGCCGUCCGCGCCUCCCCCUCAGCUGUCCUUGCGCCACCUCAUGGCUUUUGUCUUCUGGGUUGUGCUGCUCAUGGCAGUGCUCGAGUGGUGUGCCACAUCCAGCAAGGCCAAACGGAAAAUCAAGGACCCUCCUCUCUCCUCUCAGGGCCUCCUGGGAGCGGAUGUGGUGGAGGAGCUCGCAGCAGGCACACAAGCCGGCGCUUUCUUUGGCCUGUCAGCCGCAGCGGUGAAAACGGGCAUGCUGCUGGCAACGGGGGGGCCACCUGUCUUUGCUCUGCUGGGGAUAGCAGUGGGCAUCAGCCUCAGCAGCUUCGGCUUCUUCUGCCAGACGCGGGGUUUCAAGGAGGGGAGGGCAGUAGUAGUGUCCACAUGUGCGGCAGUGUCAGCCAUGCUCACAGCAGUGGCGGCGGGCAUGGCAGGGUUGGGGGAGGACCUGCCCUCCAACCCGCGCCUGCGCAUGUGGCGCUUCCUUGGCUGGUCGCUCAUUCUCUUUGGCAUUGUGCUGCUUGUGGCUGCCAAACCUCCCGACCUAGUGGGCUUAGCCAAGGCCGACGCGGCCCGUCGCAAGCCCCUGCACCCCUCGCCCCGCGCACCCAACCGCUCCACUUCUCCCAGUGGUCUCUCCAUAGGCAUUGCUGCUGGCUUCCCUAGGAAGUAUGAGCCAUAGGGUUAGUGCUUCCUUCUUAUACACCUGAUGAUAUCCAUGAUUUGUUGUAGUAUAUGCGCUGGAUGAAACAUGUUCACUUAUAGCCUUCAUUGUUACCCUGUUGUAUCUAUCUAUGGCCUUGCUUCACUACGAGGUAAGCAUUGCA
Messenger RNA from Closterium sp. NIES-67, 1849 nucleotides. The record is from the annotation of a GenBank genome assembly. NCBI's taxonomy places the organism in Eukaryota, Viridiplantae, Streptophyta, Zygnematophyceae, Desmidiales, Closteriaceae.